Zeugodacus cucurbitae (melon fly) is the source of this 3535-nucleotide messenger RNA. RefSeq names its product fibrinogen C domain-containing protein 1-like. The transcript is spliced from 2 exons. The record is from RefSeq and is a predicted model, not a curated record. Lineage: Eukaryota; Metazoa; Arthropoda; Insecta; Diptera; Tephritidae. Bases 1096 to 1890 code for a protein of 264 amino acids.
AAUUGAGUUAUAUGGAAAGUUGUCGUGGUUGUAAACCGAUUUCAUUCAUUUUCCACACGUGUCAUCAGGGUGUCUAGAAAUUAUUAUAUACCGAAUUUCAUUGAAUUUGGUCGAGCAGUUCCUGAGGUAUGGGUUUUAAGCUAUAAGUGGGCAAAGCCACGCCCAUUUUCCAUUUUGUAAAAAAAAACUGAGUGCAGCUUCUUUCUGCUAUUUCUUCUCUAAAAUUUAGUGUUUCUGACGUUUUUCGUUAGUGAGUUAAAGCACUUUUAGUAAUUUUCAACAUAACGUUUGUGUGGGAGGUGAGCGUGGUUCUUAUUCGAUUUCUUUCAUUUUUGGACUGUAUAAGGAAAUGGCUAAAAGAAACGACUGCGAAAAGUUUGGUUUAUAUAGCUUUAUUGGUUUGCGAGUUAUAUACAAAAAACCUAUUUGGGGGCGGGGUCACGCCCACUUUUCAAAAACAAUUACAUCCAAAUGUGCCCUUCCCUAAUGCGAUCCUAUGUUCCAAAUUUUAUUUUCAUAACUUUAUUUAUGGCUAAGUUAUGACACUGUAUAAGUUUUUGGUUUUCGGUUUUCGCCAUUUUGUGGGUGUGGCAGUGGAUCGAUUUUGCCCAUCUUCGAAAGCAACCUCCUCAGGGUGCCAAGGAAUAUGUGUUCCAAGUUUCAUUAAGAUAUCUUAAUUUUUACUCAAGUUAUUGCUUGCACGGACAGACGGACAGACGAACGGACAGACAUCCGGAUUUCGACUCCACUCGUCAUCCUGAUCAUUUAUAUAUAUAUAACCCGUGACGUCGUUUAUUUCUUGGUGACACAAACAACCGUUUUGUGAACAAAACUAUAAUACUCUCUUUAGCAACUUUGUUGCGAGAGUAUAAAAAUAAAUACUCAGUCAAGCUAAAGCUAUUAGAUAAAAUGUACACAAUUCUUGGAAUUUUGUACACAAGAAUUGUUUACAUUUUAUGUAUUAUAUUAAAUAUUUUAAUAUUUUCUGACACGUUUUUGUUUGAGGCAAGAGAAUAUAGUACAUAUUUUUGAGAAUUCAAAUAUAAAUACCGAUGCAUUUCUAUCCGAGUGAUUAGUCCAAAAAAUCCAUUCGAGAUGGUAUCUUCAUAUAUAAAAAUUAACGCUGCGCUGUUGGUGAUCUGCUUGAGCACCGCCUCGACAUAUAUUUUGAACGAGGAGUCCAAUACUAGGCCGCUACCUGCCAACUGUGCUGAGGCAGUGUGCUCCGCGGGUGCAGAGGCCAAAAGUGGCAUCUAUCAAAUACGUUUACCGUUAGAUGGUUGGACGCAUCGACCCUUCUACGUUUACUGCUUACUCGAUGGCAACGGCGGUGAUCCCUGGUUGUUGGUGCAGCGUAGAGAGGACGCCAGCAUCGACUUCAAUCGCAAUUGGAAUGAUUACAAGCAUGGCUUCGGAAAUUUAAACACAAAUUUCUUCAUUGGCUUGGACAAACUGCAUGCGCUCACCCAAGUACAACUCAAUGAGCUACAAAUCGAAUUGCAUGAUUUCAACGAUGACGUUAGGUACGCCCACUACGAUAGUUUCGCGGUGGGCGAUGAAAGCCAAAAAUAUGAAUUGAAUAUUUUGGGAAACUAUUCUGGGAAUGCAGGCGAUUCCUUGCUCGGUUACCACGAUGGGGAAAAGUUCAGUACAUAUGAUCAGGAUAAUGACAAUUGGAGUUCGAAUUGUGCGGAGAAGUACAAAGGGGGCUGGUGGUACAACAGCUGUCUCUUCAGUAACCUAAAUGGUGAGUAUCUUAAAGGCAAGCAAGAAAGAUAUAAUGUAGGCAUCGACUGGGAAAAAUGGCACGGCAACAAUUAUUCGUUGAAAUACGCGCACAUGGAAAUUAGACCAAGAGAUAGUGCGGCAAUACGGGCACAAAGAUGUUGAGUUGAUAAAUGAAGACUGCUAGCAAAGUCGUAAUAUAUUUCCUUGCACAUUCAACAUUCAACACCAAUGAAAUUAUUAUACACAUGCCUAUUUGUGUUUGCCUGAAAGAGGCAUGUUCUUUCGAGAAUUAGUUGGUUUUGUAACAGAUCCCCCAUUGUUCUAGAAAUAAAUCAGGAAAUCAAAUGCAAAUUCAUGUUUCACUUUCGAACUAUUCGUUGAUGGUGCAUAUCUUUCCCUCCCUCUUUUACGAAUUCUUUUUUAAGUUUGUACUUUUUAUGAUUUUUAUACUCUCCCAAAGCACAGAGUAUAAUAGUUCUAGGCUGUUUGAAACACCUAAAACUACGAAAAGAGUUGAAUUUGGGAUAUCAAAGACGAAUAAGAUCGACUUAUUUCGAAAUGGGAAAUAUUUCUGUACUCAUAUCAUAUUUUUUUAAGACAACUACAAAGUAGAAAAAAUACUUCAAACCAAUUGUCAAACCCUAAAGGGCGAUCGCUUUACAAACAUACGAGAAAGCGCUGAAGGAGCCAAAUGCUAUUCCAACAAAUAAGAAAGGUUGUAACCGAACAUUUUAUACUCUCGCAAAUUGUCUGAUGAAAUUUCAUUAAGAUAACACACAAUUCGACACAUAUAUUCGGCAAAAUGUCCAAUAGAAUAACGAAAAUCAUUAUAAAUAGUAUAAGAGACCUGAGGUAAUUCCUGAACCGAUUUCACUCAUUUUCACCGCCAAGGUACACUAUAUCCAAGACUAUACGCUCAAUUAAUUUAGGCUAGGAUAUUUCACAUAUUAACCGCUUUAUAAGGUAUAAAGCAACUGUAUUUUUGAAAAAAAAAAAACAAUAAUUAGGUAUAUGGCAGAUAAGGGAAGUAUGACCCGAUUUUAACCAUUUUUGGUACGAAAACACACUAUUAGAAGAAACACAUCUUCUUUGAAUUUCUUUUGAAUGUCUGAGAGAUUUACUGAUAUUUUCUGUGAAAAAUUACCAUAAGGCACUGAGUUCUUCAUAUUCGAUAUCCCGGGCAUUGAAAAGUUAUGGUCCGUUUUCGACAAUUUUUUCACAAGUGAAGCCAGAGAGAGAUUAUAUGCUCUAUUUGUGUAAACUUUUAUUCCGCUAUCUCCUUUGGUUCCUUAUGUAUAUAUUAAAAAGUAGUCGUGGUUGCGGACCGAUUUCGCCCAUUUUCAACAAGGAAAAUGUAUAUACCAUGUGUAUCAAGAUAUCUUAAUUUUUACUCAAGUUAUCGCUUGCUCAGACGGACGGACGGACGGACAGACAGACAUUCGGAUUUCAACUCCACUCGUCACCCUGAUCACUUUGGUAUAUAUAACCCUAUAUCUGACUCUUUUAGUUUUAGGUGUCAAAACUAUUAUACGCUCUUAGAAACUUUGUUGUUAAAAAUAUAUAGAUUAAAAAAAAAAAACAUAAAAAGGCAAGAAAAAAAUAAUACAACUCUAAAACCUAGUUCAAUAAGAAAACUGAGCAAUAAAUAAUAACAAAAAAAAUAAAUAAAAAUAAACUAAAAAUAAAAAAAUACCCAUAAAAACACGCCUAAAACUAAUGAUUAAAAACCGACAGUACAAUUAAGAAAAACAAACAAAAAGUAUAGUAAGUAGACCGUAAUCGGACAAUUACAAGUACGCAAUUAAAU